UGUCCACAGCACCAAACGCACAUGUUGGGUGUGUUGUGUUAAGGAUUGCAGCGAUAUCACAGUAUUUAGCAAACCUCUGCGCGCUGUCACGUUGCUGUUUGCUCUCUAAUCAACACAGUGACAAUGCGAUAAGUGUCGCAGUCAAUGAUACAUACUUUAAAGUCUGAUAUACUUUAUAAAACACUCGGUGGGGAGGCUUACACGCGACCCAGCGUGGCUGCAAACGGCUGCUGUUCACCGGUCUGAAGGCUUUGAGGCUCGCCGUCCGCCACCAUGAGCUCCAAGGUGUGUAGGAACUGCGGCAGCUCGGACAUCGACGUGGACCAUGCCCGCGGCGACGCCGUCUGCAUGACCUGCGGCUCGGUGCUGGAGGACAACAUCAUCGUGUCCGAGGUGGAGUUUGUGGAGACGGGAGGCGGCGGCUCGUCGGCUGUCGGACAGUUUGUUGCUGCUGAAGGUGGAAAUUUCAACCCAUCUUUUGGAGAUGCACACUACACGGGAAUGGGGAGGGAGUCGAGAGCUAAGACGCUGCAGAGAGCACGACAUAACAUCAACACUCUGGGUCACCAGCUGCAGAUGAACCAGCACUGUCUGGACACGGCCCUGAACUUCUACAAGAUGGCACUCAUGAAACACCUGACCACCGGCCGCAAGUCAGCCCACGUCGUUGCUGCAUGUCUCUACCUGGUCUGCCGCACCGAGGGAACGCCACACAUGCUGCUGGACCUCAGUGAUCUCCUGCAGGUGAACGUCUACGUACUGGGAAAAACCUUCCUCGUUCUGUCCAGAGAGCUCUGCAUCAACGCCCCGGCUAUAGACCCUUGCCUGUACAUUCCCCGCUUCGCCCAGCUGCUAGAAUUUGGUGAGAAGAACCACGAUGUGGCCAUGACGGCCAUGAGGCUGGUGCAGAGGAUGAAGAGGGACUGGAUGCACACGGGACGAAGGCCGUCGGGACUCUGUGGAGCAGCUCUUCUUGUUGCCGCUCGUAUGCACGACUUUCGCCGCACUAUCAAAGAAAUUGUCGACGUUGUAAAAGUGUGUGAAACCACGCUAAGAAAAAGACUGAUAGAGUUCGAGGACACACCCACCAGUCAGCUGACCAUCGAAGAGUUCCUGAAGACCGAUCUGGACCAAGAGUGUGACCCGCCCUGCUUUACAGCCGGACUGAGGAAGAAAAAAGUCCAGCAACUGGAGAUCGAGCUGAAGAAGAAGAUGGAUGACGUCGAAGAUGAAAUUCAAGGCUUCCAGGAUGAAAUAGACUCAGAGCUUCAGAACAAUCGACCCAAACUAAGAGGAGUCUACGCUGCCUACGCUAAAGAAGACUGCGAUAAGGACAACGGCGACACCCUCUCCACAUCGUCUAAGACCGACCCAGACUGUGAGGAACCAGAGGAGGAAGACGUGCUGCAGGCCGUGGCCAAGCACUUUGGCAAAGACCUGGGCGAGCUGACGCUGGAGGCCCUGCUGAAACUGGAGCGGAAGAGACCAGAGGAGGAAGAGGAGAACCAGGAGGAGGAUGUCCCGAAGCGAAAAGCCCCGUCGCUGGCAUCCAUCCUGGGCCCGAUGCCCACAGCAGCCACCCUCGGCCUCCCCGAGUCCAUCCACAACUGCAUUGGAGACGAGAAGGAGAACGAUGGUGCUGCUGACAGCGGGGAGCUGGACCUGAGUGGGAUAGAUGACCGUGAGAUAGAGCUGUAUCUGCUGAGUGACACAGAAAUCAAAGUGAAGACGGCGCUGUGGAUGGCAGAAAACUCUGACUACCUCAAAGAGCAGAGAGAGAAGGAAGCAAAGAUAGCAAAGGAGAAGGCGCUCGGGAUCUACAAAGAAAAGAAGCCCAGAGGACCCAUCAAGAGGCACCCCCCGAUCCGAGCCAACACCGCAGACGAGGCCAUCGAGAAGAUGCUGGAGCAGAAGAAGAUCUCCAACAAGAUCAACUACGAUGUCCUGAAGGACCUCAACAUCAAGCCCGGCGCCAGCCCGGCUCGCCAGGCCGAGACCCCUAAGAAGGAGCCGUCUGCCACCAAACUGACGGGACGCAACCGCCAACCCGCACGGGUCCCGCUCAGCCUCAGCACGCCCCUCAGCACCCUGGGAAAAAGGUUGCAGCCGUUCAUCAGCGGACAGCCCAACAAGAAGCUGGCUGUGGAGCAGAUUGCCAACCCCAACCCCCUGCCUGUGGCGGCGGGAGCCCCCGCCAGCGGAGUGGUGGUGGAGAGCGGCCCGGUGGUCUACGAUGAUGCAGCUGCUGAAGAGGAAGAGGAGGAGGAAGAGGAGGCUUGUGUCAGCGCCAUGGAGCUGCUGGGCGGCAACGAAUAUGGAAGCGAUGGAGAUUACGACGAUUGAUUCUAACAGUGGUCUUCACUGGGUUGUUAUACCCAACUAGUACGGAUUAUUUUGAAUCUUGAAAGUGCAUCAAAUGUUACUACCAGGGACACACAAUGGCUGCAGGUGGGAGCUGUGAUACCAAGAGAAACGAGGAAUUCCCAUCAGGAACAAAUGGGUCGUGUGUGCAAGAAAACAAAAGCUGGAAAUAUCACACUCCUUGUGCCAUUUGGCAUUUUGACUGGACUGAACUGGGAGGACGCACUACUUGGAUGCUGACAGAGAUGGUGAAGUGGAAAUAAAGGGAUACAGGUAUAUUAAUCAGUGUGGGUCAACGGCCUCCUGUGGUGGUAAUACCACAAAAUCAAAUGUAGGAAAUUUUCCAGUGAGCAUUGGUUUGUGGAUUUGCAGGUCAGAAGUCAUUAAAACAUUUAAAAGAAAGAGGGCUAAACUUUUAGAUGACUAGACUCCAUAUAAUUGUUGAUUCAACACCAUUGAAAUGACUAUAUUUUAAUGUAGUAAGGACCUCAUUCACACAGAAAUAUAGUCAUUUAAAUGCUGCUGAAACAAUAGUUAUAGUAAUGAAGAAGGCUUAAAAAAACAAAAACGUUCUCACAAAAUUUAGCUCCGUCUUAAAGGGAUAGUUCAGAUGUUUGUUCAGUUUGGCUGUAUGAGCUCCUUCUCCAUAGUCAG
Perca flavescens (yellow perch) is the source of this 3015-nucleotide messenger RNA. It is a transcript of the gene brf1a, whose product is annotated as BRF1 general transcription factor IIIB subunit a. The transcript has 19 exons. Gene Ontology annotation, molecular function: RNA polymerase III general transcription initiation factor activity; RNA polymerase III type 3 promoter sequence-specific DNA binding; TBP-class protein binding. The record is from RefSeq and is a predicted model, not a curated record. The coding region runs from base 274 to 2343 and encodes 689 amino acids. NCBI's taxonomy places the organism in Eukaryota, Metazoa, Chordata, Actinopteri, Perciformes, Percidae. Gene Ontology annotation, cellular component: nucleus; transcription preinitiation complex; transcription factor TFIIIB complex. Gene Ontology annotation, biological process: transcription by RNA polymerase III; DNA-templated transcription initiation; transcription preinitiation complex assembly.